This is a messenger RNA of Erigeron canadensis, 683 nucleotides long. Its product is annotated as CEN-like protein 4. Gene Ontology annotation, biological process: negative regulation of flower development; vegetative to reproductive phase transition of meristem. Gene Ontology annotation, cellular component: nucleus; cytoplasm. The coding region runs from base 1 to 534 and encodes 177 amino acids. The transcript is spliced from 5 exons. The record is from RefSeq and is a predicted model, not a curated record. Lineage: Eukaryota; Viridiplantae; Streptophyta; Magnoliopsida; Asterales; Asteraceae.
AUGGCGAGAAUGGUAACAGCGGAUCAUCCUCUGGUGUUAGGAGGAGUAGUUGGAGACGUGGUCGAUCGUUUCGCGCCAAGUGUGAAUAUGAAUGUAAUAUACAACUCAACAAACCAAGUAUACAAUGGGAAUGAGUUUUUGCCUUCGGUUGUGACCGGUAAACCUAGAGUUGAUGUUGAUCAUGGUGGUGACAUGAGAUCCUUUUAUACACUGAUAAUGACAGAUCCAGAUGUCCCUGGACCUAGUGAUCCAUAUCUCAAAGAGCAUUUGCACUGGAUGGUUACAGACAUCCCGGGCACCACCAACUCCUCUUUCGGGAAUGAGGUGGUGAGCUAUGAGAUGCCUAGGCCAAACAUUGGCAUUCACAGGUAUGUGUUUGUGCUUUUUAAGCAAGAGGGAAGACAAAGUGUGAGUUGUCCAGUUUCAAGAGAUAGAUUCAACACUAGAAGCUUUGCUCAUGAAAAUGAACUCGGCCGCCCUGUUGCUGCCGCUUUCUUCAAUUGUCAGAGAGAAACAGCUGCCAGACGCCGAUAAUAUUUACUCUAGCUACCAGCUAGAGCUAUACUCAAUUAGCUCACCUGAAUCAAAAUCAUUGCAACUGGCCGGUGUACGUCGAGUCGUCGUCGACUGUAAUAUUAUGUAAUACAUUGUUAUAUUAUUGAAUAAGCACGUACAUAAACUAA